Messenger RNA from Aspergillus steynii IBT 23096, 1851 nucleotides. RefSeq names its product NupC/NupG family nucleoside CNT transporter. Gene Ontology annotation, molecular function: symporter activity; nucleoside transmembrane transporter activity. Gene Ontology annotation, cellular component: membrane. Gene Ontology annotation, biological process: nucleoside transmembrane transport. The record is from RefSeq and is a predicted model, not a curated record. The coding region runs from base 1 to 1851 and encodes 616 amino acids. Lineage: Eukaryota; Fungi; Ascomycota; Eurotiomycetes; Eurotiales; Aspergillaceae. The transcript is spliced from 3 exons.
AUGGCGGACGAAAAAACUUCGGACGCGCCUGGCCGACAGGUCACCAGCAUUGAAGUGACGCGGGCUGCAGAUCCUGCCGCAACCGAACAGCGUCCCGGCUCCAACAAUGCGGCAGCAGAUGAUAUCAUCUACACGAAGGAAGCCCAUACCGAAAAGAGAGCGAUUCCGGAGUCUAGCUCGCUAGAUAGCACGGGGCAGAAGAAGAGCGACAAGGACGAGGAAGCUGGAGAAAGCUAUCCCCAACGGACUUUCUACCGUCGGUAUUCCAAGUACAUCAAGCAUGUGGUCUAUGCUGUCAUCUGGCUCUUGUUCACCGGAUGGUGGAUUGCAGGUCUUAUCCUCCAUCGACAUGACCUGGGUUGGCUGAUCCCCUUCUUGCUGUAUCUGGCCAUCACUCUGCGGAUAAUCUUCCUCUAUGUGCCCAUUUCGAUCAUCAUGAGGCCGACCAAAUGGGUCUGGAAUCAAACCGCCACUCGAUUUGUCGCCCUCAUUCCGGAAAAGCUUCGCAUCCCCGGUGCGGCUUUGCUGACCAUUUCGGUCAUCCUCAUCGGCGCGUUCGCUUCGGAAGAGACCGUGGACAACAGCAGAGAGAACCGCGCCGUCAGUCUUUUCGGACUGGUCGUGUUCCUGUUCGUACUCUGGGCGACCUCGAGAAACCGCAAGAAGAUCGUUUGGCACACCGUCAUCAUGGGUAUGCUGGUGCAGUUUAUCAUUGCGCUCUUCGUGUUGCGCACAAAGGCCGGAUAUGACAUCUUCAACUUCAUUUCCACACUGGCCCGAGAGCUCCUGGACUUUGCGGGAGAGGGCGUUGACUUCUUGGUCGAGACCGGAUUCUCGGCGAGUCAUACUUGGUUCCUGGUGACCGUCAUCCCUGCCAUCAUGUUCUUCGUGUCGCUUGUCCAGCUGCUCUAUUACACCGGCAUUCUCCAGUGGGCCGUCGGCAAGUUCGCCAUUUUCUUCUUCUGGUGCAUGCGCGUUUCGGGUGCCGAGGCCGUCGUUGCCGCUGCGUCUCCCUUCAUCGGACAAGGAGAAUCCGCCAUGCUGAUCAAGCCGUUCAUUCCGUAUUUGACCAUGGCCGAGAUCCACCAGGUCAUGUGCUCCGGAUACGCCACCAUUGCGGGAUCGGUGUUGGUGUCUUACAUCGGUAUGGGUGUCAACCCCCAGGCGCUGGUCUCAUCCUGUGUGAUGAGUAUCCCGGCAUCGCUGGCCGUCUCCAAGCUGCGCUGGCCCGAGGAGGAAGAGACCCUCACCGCGGGUCGUGUGGUCGUCCCGGAAGACGAGGAGAACAAAGCCGCCAACGCUCUUCACGCCUUCUCCAACGGUGCCUGGAUGGGUAUUAAGAUUGCUGGCAUGAUCUCCGCCACCCUGCUGUGUAUCAUCUCCUUCGUGGGCCUGAUUAACGGUCUGCUGACCUGGUGGGGUCGGUACCUGAACAUCAACGACCCCGAGUUGACCCUCGAACUCAUCCUCGGAUACAUCUGCUACCCGAUCGCCUUCCUCCUGGGUGUCUCCCGAGACGGAGACCUCCUGAAGGUCGGCAAGCUCCUCGGCAUGAAACUCGUCAUGAACGAAUUCAUCGCCUACGACGCCCUCCAAAACGGCGCCGAAUACCAGGACCUCUCCUCUCGGUCCAAGCUGAUCGUCACCUACGCGCUCUGCGGUUUCGCCAACAUCGGCUCCCUCGGAAACCAGAUCGGUGUGCUCGCGCAGCUCGCGCCCAGCCGAGCCGGCGACGUCUCUCGCGUCGCCGUCAGCGCCAUGCUCACGGGUGCCAUCAGCACCUUCACCAGUGCCUCGAUCGCCGGUCUCCUGAUCACGAACGAGGCGCAGUUCACGACGCCGACGACAUAA